AUGAAACAAGGCAAAGCGAAGGCAUCAGCAGAAGCCAAAAAAAAGGCGAAAGAUGGCGCCCAACCGAGAGAUGACGCCCAGGCCCCGUCCUCGCCAACCGGCAACAAUGCCGGCCAAGCCCCUGCUGGAGGUGCCAUUGGUCUGCCCCCUGCUGGUGCCGGUGGUCUGACCCCAAUGGCACCGUUGUCCACCAGCAACGUGUCUGAAGUCAAUCUAAGCUAUUACCAAUCAGUCCAAGAAGACAUGAGGAAAAUUUUGAAGUGUUUGGGACCGGAUUUUGCCAACAAAGAUGCGCUGCAAAUCGCACAAGGAAAUCAACAAGGAGAUGGCGGCAUCCAAGAACCUUUCAACAAGGAAAGCGCCACGAGGGCUCUUGGGAACCAGAAUUUGUACAUUUGCGCUGGGAACUUGUUCUGGUUGGAUUUUCUGAGAUCCCCAAGCCCAGGAGUACCACUACAAAGGCAUGGUGUAUGCCAGCUAGGUGACUUCUUGUGGCCCAAGAACCAGUCCAAACCGAUGUUCCUCCUCAAGUUGUUGGAGGUGGAAGCCCCAACAGAUGUGCCAGAGAGACCAUCAGCUCUGGGUAUGCUUUCUCCGGAAGGCUAUGCGCAUGCUGCUCUGUAUGCGGCUGCCAGAGACCUCCCAGAGCACAAAGAGGAAUGGCAAAUUGUGCUGAGGUCAGUCCCAUUCUGCUUUGUGGCUGGCGCAAAAAACACUUGGAUUCAUUCAUGGAAUUGCCGCAACCAGCUCACACAGGAGUAUGAAUCUCUGAGCCGAUCAGCUUUGCAGCAGGCCACCGAGAUCAGCAUGCUGAAGAAGCGCAUGGAGUCCGAUGUAGGACGAACUCUUCAACCAGCGGAGCUCGUCAAUCAGUUGAAGCAAUUUGGCCUCAAGAAAGCUUCUUCACAGGAUGAUCUCACCACAAAUCUAGUGCAACUGGCAACCCAGGUGUAUGAGAAGAUGAAAGGCCCCGAGAUGCUAGGUCCCAUUCUAGCCAUGGAAGAAAAAUUUGGAACAAAGUCUUGCUUCAACUCCCUCAGCAAACUGCAUCUCUUGGCAACCAAACCUGAACCCAAUCGGCGGGUUUGGGUGAUGCAGGGAAUCUAUGACUGGCUCGUCCGCAGUUUGCUGACGAACGAUGAGGUGACCAAGAACACUCUCACUGGUGAUCGCAACACCUGCGGUUUGAUUCCGCUCCUGGAGUUGAAGAUGCUUUGCCUGGAACAUUGGCUCUCAUCCAUGAUGGCCCGCGCCAACAUCCUGGAGAAGGACCGGGCAGUGAUCCGCCGAGUCUUGCAGGACCAUGCUUCGUAUCGGCAGGAGAUGCUGGGCUCAGACGUCUCAUGGCAAGGCAAUCUCGCCCGCAGCUCUUUGGAGGCAUUGCAGUUUCUUGAGAAGCUGGUGUUCAACAAACAAUUCGACAAUCAGCUAAAGCAGCAUGCCCGCGGGCACAAGAACGUCGAAGAAGUGGCCGAAAAUGAGAUCGUCAAGGAGGAAUGGUCCAAGGAGGACGGAGACGCCCCGGCAGAGACCGCUCUCCAUCAAAUGCGUCGGGCAGCCAAUGAGUUUGUGGAGAACAGCCAGGAGUAUUGGAACAGUUUGGCGAACACAACUGUGAGGUCGUGCUUGACUUGGUGUGACCUGGAUUAUAUGGGUGAGAAUAUGGGCGUCAAUUCGCAGAUUGGCCUUCGGAGGCUGCAGCCCUUGGACGGGAACGGUGAAACCAAGAGCCUCAUCCAAGCCACGAUGCUGGCCCGUGGGGCCCAAGUGAAAAGCGACCAAGGGGAGAUAACGGUCCCUGCUCCCGGAGAGAUUGUGUGCUUCCACGCAGCCUCAGACAGACCAGGAGCAAUCUCAGAGUUGCGCAAGAUCUUUCGUCUUGCUGCAGCGACAAGAGGUGACACCAUCGACUGUGAACAGAAAGACAUCAUGGUUGUCUUCCAGGAGGAAUCUGUGCGCAGCCGAAAGAAACGCAUCAAAGGAUCAGAGGCCUACAGAUGCGACAGCUACUUGCACUUGUUCAGCGGUUUGACCCUGAUUCCUGGCUUAGUCCCAGAGAAAAGAAGGCUGCACUAUGAGAAGAUUCUGGGCCCCAAGGCGUUGAAGCUCACGACCGCUGAGCAGAUCAGCCUGAACAAGGAGCAGCAAGCGGUUGUCGCCAAUGAUGCUCGGGUGGAGUCCGUCUUCAGCGCCGGGCGCCUCCCAACCAAGUUCCACACGGACUUGCUGCACAGCUUGUGCUGCAAUGCUGUCAUUGACUUGUUCGCAGGGCAAGGAGAGAUGGCCCAGGCGUGCUUGGACACACGCACCCCCAUUGUGGCAUUUUGCUGCACCGAAGCGCACGCGGAGGCGCUGGAAGAGAGAUUGACCAAGUAUGUGCUGACCAAAUUUACGGAAAAGGGGCACACUUUGCAUCGCGAGGAUGCAAAAAAUAUGAUGGUCGGGAGUUCCAGUGUUCUGCUGAGUGAUUUUGUUUGUGCUCAUGUCCGUGGAUGUUUGCACUACUUUGUCCUUUGGUUCACAGCCCGCAGCCAUUUUCUGACCGCGCUUCUCUGCCCCCGUGUUUGUGGCACGUCGCCCCUCUCUCUUCAAUGGCGUCCUCCGCUGCCGGAAGUGAAUGGUCCUUUGUGCACGCUCCUGAUGGUACGCUGGUCGUACUGCCAGGCGUGGGCCCUAUGA
Messenger RNA from Cladocopium goreaui, 2679 nucleotides. The record is from the annotation of a GenBank genome assembly. Lineage: Eukaryota; Dinophyceae; Suessiales; Symbiodiniaceae.